AGGUGCUGAAGGAGGUGGAUGAAGUGUUUGAGAAGUACAAAGGUGAGCAGGAUGCAGCUCAGAGGAAGCGCCUGCAGAUCCAGCUGCAGCGGGCGCUCAUCAUCAGCCAGGAGCUUGGUGACGAGAAGAUCCAUGUGGUGACCCAGAUGACGGAGCUGGUGGAGAACCGCUCCCGCCAAAUGGACUCCCACUCCCUGUGCCUCCAGGAGCCCAGCGAGGCAGAGCGGCUCACCACAGAGCGCCGCUCCAGUGUCCAAGAGCCCCCUGCCCCUGAGCGCACUUCAACCCGGCGCCCACGGCGCCAGCGCAACAGCGAGAGCCGUGACUCCAGCCACCCGUCGGCCAACGGGUCUAUGGUGGAUGACGCUUCGGAGGAGCUGUCCAUCCCUCCUCCCCGGGAAAAGAAGUCCAAGUCUGCUAAGAAGAAGAAGCGCAAGUCCAAACAGGAACGGGACGCCUCGCCGGUAGAAUUCGCCAUCGACCCCAAUGAGCCCACCUACUGUCUCUGUGAGCAGGUGUCUUAUGGCGAGAUGAUUGGCUGUGACAACGACCAGUGCCCUAUUGAGUGGUUCCACUUCUCCUGUGUGGGCCUGACCUACAAGCCCAAGGGCAAGUGGUACUGCCCCAAAUGCAGAGGGGACAACGAAAAGACCAUGGACAAAAGCCUAGACAAGAACAGAAAAGAUCGCCGUUCCAGGUAGUGACCUUCAUCUCGAAGAGGUCUUCAGCCCGAGGGUUAGGACUGUCGGUCGUAGUUGAUAACAGUACUCGUGAUGUUGUAAGAGCACAAUCGAACACCAUUAGUAGCAGCGCUUAUUAAUCAAGGACGAGUUGUAUUUGAACUUGUGCUGUUACAUCACUGAUUGUUCCCACUGGCUAUAAGUGCACUGUGGUCUGUAGGAAGUCCAGCUGCUGCAAGAAUCAUCAGCUUGAAGCUGCCAUCAUCCUCAAGUGUUUUGCUUUUUG
Molecule: messenger RNA, 966 nt
Organism: Seriola dumerili (greater amberjack)
Lineage: Eukaryota; Metazoa; Chordata; Actinopteri; Carangiformes; Carangidae
Product: inhibitor of growth protein 2-like
Exons: 1
Biological process (GO): positive regulation of DNA-templated transcription
Cellular component (GO): nucleus
Source: RefSeq, a predicted model, not a curated record